ACACACACAAAACCUCUGCGCAUGCUUCUUUCUCAGCUACACAGCCGACAACAUGGCGCCUUCCAAGAAGCACAACGUGAAGAAGAGCGCCUCAGAAAACAGCCAGACUUCAUAUAAACAAACCAUAAACACCAAAACAGAGCUCGUAUUACAAAGCAGAAAACAUGCUAACAAUAUAUUCGACCUGCUGGAGUACCUACAGUCUGAAGACGAGAAAGAAGUCGUUUUUGCGAUCAACGCCUGUCAGAAGUUAUUCUGCGAGUUAUUGGAGAGAGGAGAGCUGUAUGUUGGUCAGCUGCCAAAAGAAGAAGAGAUUCUCCAAGGUGACCGGGAUGCAGAUGAAAAGUACCACAUAUUUAUAAGACACCGUUAUAACAGCUGUGUGGAGUUGCUGCUGGAGAACAUCGGCCAUGAAUCUUACCAAGUAAAGGAGAGCGCGCUCUGUGCCGUUAUGAAGUUCGCAGCGGCCGAGGGGAAGCGUCCUCUGCAGAAACAGGACUGGAGUCAGCAUUACAGUUUUCCCAAAGAGCUUACAUCAGGAGUGGUGUGGGGUCUGCUCUCGGAGAAAGAGGACAUGGCUCUGCUUAUCUCCAGGUUUCAGGAGUACCUAGAAAUGGAUGAUGUGCGCUACUAUGUCAUGAAUGCGACACGAGACAACAUACACAGAGUGAUGGACAGAAACAAACGGGCCGAGAUGCGCGUGUACCAAAACAACGUCUUCACAUUGCUCACGAACAUCGCUGUGCCGAGCCAGGGUUCAGAAAUCACCAACUUCCUGGUCAAGCAGGAGGGCAAAUAUGAGGACUGGAAGGUGGCCAAAUUAAAAGAGCAAAAGCGAGCGUUUGAGCUGAUGUGGCUGACCUUCCUGAAGUACAAGUUACCCAUGAGCAUGUAUAAAAAGGUGCUGGUCAUCCUGCAUGACUCUGUUCUGCCCCACAUGAGUGACCCCACGCUGAUGAUCGACUUCCUGACUGCGGCGUAUAACGUCGGCGGCGCCAUCAGUUUACUGGCUCUGAAUGGCCUUUUCGUUCUCAUCCACGAGCACAAUCUAGAUUAUCCUGAGUUUUAUAAGAAGCUGUACAACCUGCUGGACCCAUCUGUAUUCCAUGUGAAGUACAGAGCACGAUUCUUCCACCUGGCCAACAUCUUCCUGUCCUCCAGCCAUCUACCAGUUUACCUCGUAGCGGCGUUUAUCAAGCGGCUGUCUCGGCUCGCCCUGACCGCUCCCCCGACUGGCUUGCUCAUAGUACUGCCCUUUAUUUGUAACCUGAUCCGCAGACACCCGUCAUGCAGAGUCCUCAUCCACAGACCCAGUGCUGCUGAUGAGACAUGUACUGAUCCGUAUGUGAUGGAGGAGGAGGACCCGGCCCUGUGCCAUGCCCUAGAGAGCAGUCUGUGGGAAAUUAAGACACUGCAGAAUCAUUACCAUCCAGAUGUUUCGAAAGCAGCCAAAUCAAUAAACCAAGCUCUACCCGAGCCCGAGGAUGAUAUCGGCAAGCUUCUCGAACUUUCCACUUUUGAGCUGAUGGAGCGAGACCUGAAGAGCCAAAGCCAGUCAGUACCACUCGAGUUUGAUUCAGCUGUCGGUCUGCUUCAGAGUCCCAGAGAAGUGCUGGGCCUCCACUUCUCUCUGGAGUAGUCACGAUACUGUACAAGGAUCUAAUACCUCUCUCUCUCUCUCUCUCUCUCUCUCUCUCUCUCUCGUUAUUUUAAUGUUCCAUUUUUAUUUGCUAACUUUUCAACAUUUGAGAAAAAUAAAUACAAUAAUUAAAAAGGAAAAAAAAAUCCUAAUUUGUGAAAGUGUGACUGAAUCUCAAAUAAAGUGGUGAUCUGUAAUCCUCAUAAGAAUCUCAGGGAAGUUUAAACUGUUGUAAUUGCAAUCUUUUUCAAUAAAAAGUUAAAUGCCCAAUCU
This is a messenger RNA of Ictalurus punctatus (channel catfish), 1912 nucleotides long. It is a transcript of the gene noc4l, whose product is annotated as nucleolar complex associated 4 homolog. The record is from RefSeq and is a predicted model, not a curated record. Gene Ontology annotation, biological process: ribosome biogenesis. NCBI's taxonomy places the organism in Eukaryota, Metazoa, Chordata, Actinopteri, Siluriformes, Ictaluridae. Bases 53 to 1639 code for a protein of 528 amino acids. Gene Ontology annotation, cellular component: nucleolus; small-subunit processome; Noc4p-Nop14p complex. The transcript is spliced from 15 exons.